Molecule: messenger RNA, 624 nt
Organism: Guillardia theta CCMP2712
Lineage: Eukaryota; Cryptophyceae; Pyrenomonadales; Geminigeraceae
Exons: 7
Coding region: 1-624 (207 amino acids)
Source: RefSeq, a predicted model, not a curated record
AUGGAGCUGAAAACUUUGGACGAGCCUGCGGAGCUUUCGGAGGACGAUCUUUCGAGCGCUCUCUUGAAGAAGAUCUCGCUUAGUGAGAGGAGGAAUAACAGCUUGCAAGAGAGGAUACGAGAGUUGGAGAAAGAACUAGUUAGAGUCAAGAAAACCUCUUUGAUUUCACGCAACAAUCAAUGGCUUUACUUCUGCAAUGUUUGCAGGAGGAAGACAAACCAAGCGAACCUUAGGAUUCACUUUGCAGAAUGGAAAGAGACGACCAUAGUCUCUGUAUCAUUCGUGAGAAUCAUCUUCCUGCAAGAGAGGUUUCACAAGCUCAAGGUCCUGUACAAGCACUUCUUUCACUGGUUUCUCCUCUCCUCUCAGAGCUCGUCAAAUCAUCACUUUGAGCCGUGGGAGGCACAGGAAGGACUUCCACAUCCUCCUUCCCCGCAACCACCAGCACAAACUCACGCAGUCGAUUCAGACACCGCCUCGAGCAUUGCAGAUGCCAAUGAGUCGAAGGAGAGGUCGAGAUGGGAAGAACUGAACACUUCGAGAACUUCAUUGGAGAAGAAGCCAAGAGCAGGGCUGGCAAAACUUUGGGGGAUGGAGACUGCCAACACAACAGAAUUUAUGUAA